Messenger RNA from Triticum dicoccoides, 1452 nucleotides. RefSeq lists its product as uncharacterized. The record is from RefSeq and is a predicted model, not a curated record. The coding region runs from base 670 to 1179 and encodes 169 amino acids. NCBI's taxonomy places the organism in Eukaryota, Viridiplantae, Streptophyta, Magnoliopsida, Poales, Poaceae. The transcript has 4 exons.
GAUCGAGUCAGCCAGCGGCCCGCAGCAAUUCCCCACGCCCCCUCCCCCAUGCCCUCCACCUCAUCUCUUGACGUCGCCGGAGGGAGCUUCUUCCCAUGCCCUCCAUAUCAUCUCUUACCACCGGCCGAAGGGAGCUCCGUGCUCUCCUGCAGUACACCUCUCCUCUUUCCACAAGGCGACGAAAAUCACGAAACGGGGACACACCAUAUGGCCAGGGGCUCCUCCAUCGCUGCUUGGGUCAUCGGUGGCGGUGUUGGCAUUGAAGGAUGGGGCGGAAAUGCCAUUGGAGUCUUGAAAAAGCAGCUCAGGCAGAGGAAGAGGACGCGCCCGGCGUCGGAGGAGGGUGGGCGGGAGACGAUUGUUCUGUUGCAGGUACGUGAACAGGCUGUCUAGGUUGACACGCUGGCCUCCUCUAGCAGCCUCUCUGCCCCGCGCUAGCUCUAGCCCCUCGCUUGCUUCCUCCUACGAUGUUGGUGUUCAGCUCGCAUGCGAGGUGUUCUAGCAAUUGACCAAACUGAGCCAAGCAUGAGCAUGAACGAUGGUCACGUACUUUCCUUCGUCAAGUAGUGCAGUACUGCACCAGAAGCGACGUUGGCCGAACAGGUGGAGGGCAAGAGGCCACAGAAGGAUUCUUGCGUCCCAAAUGUGAGUUUCAGGUUCACAGUCUGGAUGGUGGAUUCUUUCUUCGGUGGCCAGACCAUCCAUGUCAAGCAGCGGCAUGAGAAGAGCUCCGGCGAGGUCAUCAUGUGCCGGUGCAUCUCACCUUCAAGCACAUGCUGCAGACUCCGACUGUUCUUUCUUUGCUGGAUGUUCGGCGCGCUGAUGCUGCAUGGAAGUAUUCGAAGUGAAAAAAAUCUUCACAUACCUUCCUGUCAUGCAGUUCUGAGUUCUAAUUCAUGUGCAAGCUCCCGCCUGGCCGCCAAAGAGCCCUCUGUCUUCAUUGAUAUGACUACUAGGGCUGUCAGGGCAAAAGCCGCGUGCCUCACUGCCUCGGACGUCGCAAAGGCUCUCAAGGACGCCAUCCACAACACCCAGCUCGAUGUCCCUGAAGCCCUGUCUGCUUCUGCCGCAUCCCAUGCGGAGAUUGCUGCACUGUGCGGGGCUGACGACGAUGUUGUUGCUUCCGUUGCUCACGCUGAUGACAGCAGCGACGACGGCGGUGCUGACGCUCUGCCAUGAUGCUCCAACUAUCCCACGCACGCCCAGCUGGCGGCCUAGCGGUGACUUGUUGUCCCUACCGCGAAUCGGCCGAUCGGGUCUACUUAUCCCCUAGCUUAUGUGCACGGGGAAAACCUUGUGUCUGCCUCAACUACCCCUUAGUCUAUUGCUCCCUAGCAUUUCAUAUCAGUAGUUUGCUCUCGUUUAAGUGUCUGAUGUAUUCCUAUCUGUAUGAGUAACACCACCCUAUCUAUCUGUUCGUGGAAUGUACGUGGUCUUGGUGAUGUGUCAAAA